AUGGCUGUCUUGUUUACUCCGGAGCCUAUAGAGGGCAUUGAUUGGAACAAGUUAGAGUCAUCUUUGAUGAACGCCAGUGCCCAUAUCGAAACGCACUAUAACACCGAGUCUUGCCAGUGGUCAGUACCGGCGUUGUUGGUGGAUGCCGACGCUCAGAUUCAAGAUCCUGGUCCAGCAUUAAACUAUGAUCAACAAGACUUUGAUGGCGUCAAAGUGUACCGAAAUCCAAACGGCGAGAUCCAUAUCUUCCGGCCAGACUUUCAUGCCACAUGCUUCCAGCAGUCAUGCAUCGCUCAUUCGAUUGACCCAAUGUCGCAAGAACAUUUUAUUCGUUGUGUUGAGCUAGCCGUCUCGCGCAACGCGGAAUAUGUCCCUCCCCAUGAGAGCGAGGCCCUCCUCUAUAUCCAGCCUAUCAGAAGGGCAAACGAGUCGCAUAAUAUGUUGGGCAACAGGCCGUCUCACAGUUUCAUUUUUUGCGCACACCUUAUUCCUGAGAGCAUUUCGAAUGACAGUCAGCCGCUCACUGCCUUGGUUGUCGAUGAACUGGACAAAGCUACACCUAGGGAACGCUCUUAUCACCAGGCUGCUGUGACGGGAUACGAUCUUGCUCUUUAUUUUGAUAGUGAGACACAUACAGUGAUUAAAGGGUUCUCAUCGGCGGCAUUUAUCGGUAUCAUGGGAGGAGGCGAAAACAAACCCGUCCGCGUCAUAGGAUCAGACAGCUGCAGAGACAGACAAAACGUCACCAGGGAGAGUUGUAUGGCCAUUGCUCAGUCAUUAGGCUGGAUCACAGAGAAACAACGAAUCCACAGCGCAAUGCUGUCAGAAUUCAGUGAAGUUGUCGCCGCUGGAGCGAGGGAGGGCCUGAUUCCUGUCAAGUCAGUUACUCGUCUUCAUGACAGUAGUCGGGUCCAAGUUACCUACGGUGCAACCGAUGACGGCACGGCUUCACCGGCUGCCAUGGAGCUGUGUCAACGUCUGAAGGAUAUCCAGAAGGGGAAAGUGCCAAACGAGUUUGGAUGGUGUCAUAAGCUGCGAAUAUUAUAG
Molecule: messenger RNA, 1047 nt
Organism: Aspergillus tanneri
Lineage: Eukaryota; Fungi; Ascomycota; Eurotiomycetes; Eurotiales; Aspergillaceae
Exons: 6
Coding region: 1-1047 (348 amino acids)
Biological process (GO): branched-chain amino acid metabolic process
Molecular function (GO): branched-chain-amino-acid:2-oxoglutarate transaminase activity
Source: RefSeq, a predicted model, not a curated record